Solanum stenotomum is the source of this 1293-nucleotide messenger RNA. RefSeq lists its product as uncharacterized. The coding region runs from base 91 to 1128 and encodes 345 amino acids. Lineage: Eukaryota; Viridiplantae; Streptophyta; Magnoliopsida; Solanales; Solanaceae. Gene Ontology annotation, molecular function: S-adenosylmethionine-dependent methyltransferase activity. The record is from RefSeq and is a predicted model, not a curated record. The transcript is spliced from 8 exons.
UUUUUCUUCUCUCCAUUCAUACUAACAGAGAAUCAAAUCGAAAGGGAAAAAGACAAGAAAAGCCUCAUCAGUUUUAGCUGAAGUUCAUCAAUGGCAACUGCUACUUUUGCUGCUUCUCCUUCACUCUCCUUGAAUCAUCAUCGUUCUUUGGUUCCAAUACAACGUGGGGUUUCUUUGAAUUCAAAAAUUCGUGUUCCUACAAGGUUUUCCUCAAAUGGGUUCACUUCAAGAAUCAGGGCUACCUCUGCUGUUGCUGUAGAACCGGAGUUGAGAACUCCAGCUCAGGAUGUUACGGAAGCUGAAUUGUUUGCUUGUCCAAUUUGUUAUGAACCACUAAUAAGAAAAGGCCCUUCAGGCUUUAACGUACCUGCAAUCUACAGAUCGGGCUUCAAAUGCAGAAAAUGUAACAAGUCAUAUUCAAGCAAAAAUAUCUACCUUGACCUCACUGUUACUUCCGGAACAAAAGAAUACAAUGAAUCUAAGCCAACUGGGACUGAGCUAUUCAGGAGCCCAGUUGUUUCAUUCUUGUAUGAAAGAGGCUGGCGUCAAAGUUUUAACCGAGGUGGUUUCCCUGGUCCUGAUGAAGAGUUUAAUAUGGCUCAAGACUACUUUAAAGUGGCUGAAGGUGGAGUUCUUGUAGAUGUUAGCUGCGGCAGCGGAUUAUUUUCCCGGAAAUUUGCCAAAUCUGGGGUCUAUUCAAGAGUCAUUGCACUUGACUUUUCUGAAAACAUGCUUCGCCAGUGUUAUGAUUUCAUCAAGAUGGAUGAAAGUAUCUUAAGCUCCAAUCUAGCUCUUGUAAGGGCAGAUGUUUCCAGAUUACCUUUCUUUUCUGGAUCAGUUGAUGCUGUACAUGCAGGAGCUGCCUUGCAUUGCUGGCCAUCUCCGUCCAAUGCAAUUGCUGAAAUUAACCGGAUUUUGCGUAGUGGGGGUAUAUUUGUUGGUACUACAUUUCUUCGAGUUAAUCCUUCAGCUCCUCCGAUAUUGAGGGCUUUGCAGCAGAGUGCUACACGGACCUACAGCUUUUUUACUCAAGGGGAGAUCGAAGACUUGGUUACAACCUGUGGUCUCAUCAACUAUACAAGUAAAGUUCAGGGAGGUUUUAUCAUGUUUUCCGCACAAAAACGCUGAUUUUUGUCUUGUUGAAGCUCAUCAACCUCCAUGUUUACUGUAUAUUCUUGUACUCAGAUUUGCAAUGUAUCUCUACCCUGUAGAUAAAUUAUAAAAUUGAUUCAGGCAAUUGUGAAUAAUAUUGCUGUUAAAAGACAAAUGUAACUGGACACUGGAGUGGCAUAU